Messenger RNA from Pleurotus ostreatus (oyster mushroom), 5997 nucleotides. RefSeq lists its product as uncharacterized. NCBI's taxonomy places the organism in Eukaryota, Fungi, Basidiomycota, Agaricomycetes, Agaricales, Pleurotaceae. The transcript has 9 exons. Bases 1 to 5997 code for a protein of 1998 amino acids. The record is from RefSeq and is a predicted model, not a curated record.
AUGGCUCCUGAGAUCAUCCUCUCAUAUCAUUCUGCCUCAAACUCUGCAUCUGCCAUCGGAAUGGGCUGGGCAAUUACGGGUGUUUCCUCCAUCGAACGCGUCAUCAACUACGACAGCAAGGACUGUUUCUCUUUGAAUGGCCAGCGCUUAAUGAGCAUUGGCAACAAUGAGUAUCGGUACGAACUUGAACAAUGGUCAAGAAUUGUCGCGGAGGGUUCCGACUCUGCCAACCCUGAUUCUUGGGUCGAGUACCUACCCAAUGGAUCCAAGCGUACCUAUGGUGCUUCAUCGAACUCCAACAUCAAAGCUGUCGGUCAAUCAGCCACCCGCGUUUGGAGCGCUACAGAAUACAUCGACGCAUUCUCUAAUUACGUUUCCUAUUCUUACCUCAACGACUCUUCCCAACCUUCUGGUUCCGGCGCUUUCUAUGUCUCUCAGAUUUCCUACGGCGGUAAUCGCAGUCUCGAAAUGGCACAUCAGCGUCGACUCGAUUUUACAUACGAAACUCGACCCGAUAUCACUGUGACGUACGUUGGAGGAGCAAAAGUGAUGAUAGACAAACGCCUCGUUUCAAUCGCAUUGACUGUACAAGGCGCGCUUGCCCAUACCUAUCGGUUGACGUAUGACCAGGCACCAUCCACCGGCGUCAGCAGAUUGAGUCAAGUUACCAUCGUCGAUCCAUCAGGUGCCAGUGUUCGUCCCCUGAAGUUCUCCUGGGUCAAUGGUAACCCAGCCGUCUUCGACAACGUCAAGGCGCCCGUUGUGCUCAACCCGAACGAUACUACCGCAGAGAUCUACCCCUUGGAUGUUUCGGCAAAAGGCAAAAGCGAUAUCGUUGUCGCAUCCAAGCGUCUGUCCGGUGGCGUCCAACAGCUUCAUUUAGACGUAUACGAGACGGACGUAAACGGUAACAUAAUGACCACUCCGAGCUCACAGUUCGAUGGAAUGCAAUAUCCCACUCAGCUCAUCCCACUGGAUUUCAAUGGGGACGGCCGAAACGAUUUCCUGCACAUCACACAGCAAUUAAACUCCCAUACCCUCACUGUUUUGCUAUCAACUCCUUCCGGUUACGUGGCUCAAGCGGGUUACGUGUUUACACCAGAGUUUAUAGGAGGCAAUUUCUACGCCGGGGAUUUCGAGGGAAACGGACACGUUGGUCUGGUGUAUAUAUAUCAGGUUCUCGUCUCUGGAUCACCCCAAAUCAAAUUUGUGCAGUUCGUUUCAGAUGGCUCGAAGUACACGGCGCUAGCUCCUGAGUUGGGCCCGCUCGGCGUUUCCGUGGACUCAGCCAAGGUGGUCACCGGCGAUAUGAAUGGAGAUCACGCCGAGGAUGUUUUCUUGAUCUCUUCCAAAUUUGUGCAAGGGAGCAAUAGCGUGCAUAUCGACCUACUUCAGUCACAAGAAGGGCGUCUUGUUUAUCGCAGCGAUCAACCCCUCGCUGGUGUAGGCCAAUCGAUAGCGUGGGUCCCCACCAUCGCGUUUCUUCCGUAUGACGCCGAAGACAAUGGCAAGGCAAGCUUGCUCGUUGCGACCAAGGACCUUUCUGGGAACUUGCAGGUACAGAUGCUUCGUAGUACAGGCCCUACGCUCCUCCCGCCUGGCGAGCCGAUCACAACGAACAUUGCCUAUAGUGGUAACAUAACACUGGCUAGGGCUACUAGCCCGUUUACUGUCGACGUUGUCAACACGUUCGCUACGAUAAGCGGCACAACGAAUGUCGACGUACUUCGAUUCUUCAGCAACAGUUUCGUCAGGGUCACAGGCGUUACUCAACCUGGGGUACACUCGUCCUUCGUUUCAUGGGCUGAUCUGAGGGGUAUUGGACGUGCUGACUGCCUGCUUGCCACCCACGACACCACUGGCAAGUUGAGCAUCGCCACUAUGCCUUGCUCGACGCUGCAGCCCGUCGACUACGUGACUGGUUACGAAAAUGGUCUUGGCGCGAAAGUAAACGUCACGUACGCGCCACUCAGUGACCGGACUACCUACACCACGGACGCUACACCCGAAACCGACAACAACGAGGUUGGAUCCCCUCUGUCCGCCAUCAAUGGUCUAUCCCGGAAUGUAUCGUUCACUUCAGCGCUUUCAUCCACCUCUGCAUCCCCAAUUUCAGCAGUCGCAGCUCAUUCACGCUCACAAAUUGUUUACUUUCCUUCCUACGUUGUUUGCCAGCUCUCCCAGGCUCCAUAUGCUGCACAGCCCAGCGUCCUCGACGAGACACGAUAUACUUACAAAAACGCCCGCUACUCCUACGAAGGCCGUGGAUGGGAGGGUUUUGAAAGCAUUACCAAGAUAAGCAAGACGUUGGGUUCACAGGUAAAGACCGAGUACUAUCAGGAAUUCCCUCUUCUUAGCCGGACGAAAUAUGUGUCUUCCGCUGUGGCGAAUACCAGCACACUGCUUCAGACCACCUCGAAUGUCUGGUCGUCCAUCUCGGGGAACAAUGGCAAAACUCAGCAUAUUGCUCUAUCCUUGACCGAGGAUAGCUACUACGAGGGCGGUGUACCUAGUUACGAUGUCAACGUAACCUAUCAAAACGACUCGUUCGGCAACAUCACAAGCACAAUCAUCCAGACGCAGGCCAGCGCCUCCCCUCUUACCAUUUUGUCGGAAUAUCAAAACGACACUUCGUCUUGGGUGAUUGGCAACAGAACGAGCGAAAUCGUCAAACAAGGAGAUGUCGUCCUUAAACAGACAAAUUACACAUAUGCUCCCAAAUCAAGUACGGUCACCGCAAAUAGCCAAUGGGUCAAGGAUAGUAUAUGGAUAACUCAAACCAUGGAACUCGAUGUCACAGGAAACGACGUCACCGUCAGUGGGCCGGGGCCGUCUCUCCGGAAACUUGCUUACGAUAACACGUACACGCACUGCACUUCUUCAACGGUUCACACGUCCGCAAAUAACACGCUUACGGAAAGUGCUACAUAUGACCUUACUAUAGGCCAGCCGAUCACCUCGACAACUCCUAAUGGUGAAGUAACAACUCUCAAGUAUGAUGUAUUAGGACGGGUAGUUGAGACCUCCUUGGGCAACAAGGUUGUCGCAAGGCGAUCAUACGAAGUCCAAGGGAACGACUUCCGCAAGGUCGAGGAAAGUCUUCUGGACUCGCCCCAAAGCGCCUUGUACAGGACCGUUAGCCACAUCGACGGGUUGAACCGCGUAUGGAGGACAGAGAGACCAAGGCCGGAUGAUCCCACCGACAUCAUAUUCUCAGACAUAGAGUAUGACGGCGCUGGUCGCCUUACGCGCUCGAGUCGUGAUUACUUCUCAGGAUCCACUCCACCAUACGCCACUGCGAGUUACGAUGCCCUAUCCAGAGUCGUGCAGAAAACCAUGCCUCCAGCGAGCUCGGAAGUUCUGCCCCUUACCAUCACAUAUAAUUACUCCUUCGACAGCGGAAGGACAAAGGUUGUAGAGACUCGUUCCGAUGGCAACGCCUCGAACGAUGCCACAACUACUCAAUACGUGCAGGCCCUUCCCAACCCCCAGCCUUCCAGCCAAAAUGUCGUACGGAACUUUAUCGUCGAAACCGUUGACGAAGUCGGGCAACCAGUCCAGACCAGCUACGACGCGAUGGGAAGGCCUAUCUUAAUUACUGAUGCAGGGGGAGUGCAGCUUGCUGUUGGUUGGGAUGGACUAUCCCGAAUUAUAGAUAAGAAGAUCUCUCACCCAGUCAGCGGCACGCCAAAGGUGACCCAACAUACAUCAGUCGUUUUUGACGAUCAUACCUUCCAGAGGACUGUUACCAACAAUCUGACCGCAACCAAUGUCGUGACAACAAUGGAUUGGGCUCAGCGGCCGCUCCAGAAGAUCACACCGGACGAAACACUAACAUUUUCGUACGAUACAGGUGGCCAGUAUACGAAGGAGCGGCUAGUGUCUGUAUCGUCGACGAGGAACAUUCAACACGUGUAUAACUACGAUAUUCACGGCAACCUCAUCUCCGAGACGCUAUCGGUUGACGGUUCAUCGUAUAACUCAGAAUACUCUUGGUCUCUCUCCGGCGGCCUCUUGCAAGCUACCAACCCUGAUGGUAGUGUCAUCAAGCGUACCCUGCUUAUUGAUGGUCAAUCUGUUAGCAAUAUCGACCUCCUCGACUCGAGCGGUAACAGGCGUGCAUACGUGGUAUUCGACGAUUACAGCGACGUCUUUAGUAGGCCUCUCAGAUGCACAUUUGGGAACGGCAUUAUCGCAACGGCUACCUUGGCUCAGAAUGGUACGGUCGCCACCCUCUCGCUUGAUAAGAACAACAAUCCGGUACAGUCUCAAUCCUGGCAAAUUGAUGCCUUUAGUCGCGUCCGUAGACAUGAUACCGUCACACCGUCCAUGGUGCCCGGCGAAGGUGAAAAUUCCUUUGUUUAUAACUCUGCAGGGCAGCUCACUCAGCGUAGUGUGAAUGCUAACCUCCGAUCUCAAGAGGGGAAAAAAACACCGGAGCUCUUCGCAUACGACCAAAGUGGGAAUCUAACCCGGAAAGGCGAUCUCUUGUUCGUCAAUAAUGGUUGGCAACUUUCUGAAAUUCGCAAUCAGACUGGGGCUACGCAGUACACCUUCGAAUACUCCGAUGAUGGAAAUAUGGUCUCGAAAGUCGACGCUGCUGGUCAGAUCCAAAGAUCGAUGGCAUACAACUCGGAUGGUCGACUUUCGGAUCUCGACGGGACCUCCUUUGUCUACGACUUCAGCGGUCGUUUGAUCAAGGCAACUCUACCCAAUGGCGAUGUUCGCAUCUAUCCGAGUCAAUCAUAUGAAGUUGACAUUGCUGCCAGCGGGGAGAAGACUCACACUUCCUACAUCGUCCAAGGAUACAGACGCGCUUCAUCCUCCUCCUCGCAGACGUCGUCUUCGGUCCUCUACUACCACACCGACCACUUAGGUAGCACAGUCGCUGUUUCCAACGUAGCGGGGGACGUUGUCACCGAGUACGAGUACGACCCCUACGGGCAAGUUCGCACCAUCAAAGGGUCUGACGUGUCGCGUUAUAAGUUCUCUGGAAAGGAGCAGUUCGGAGGUUUGUAUUACUUUGGGGCAAGAUUCUAUGACCCCGACAUCGGUCGCUUCUUGACAUUGGACAAUUAUGCCAUAGAUGUCAAGGGGCUCCGACCUUCGACCUUCAAUAUGUACACAUUUUCACGCAACGAUCCUAUCAAUUACAUUGACCUCAAUGGGAACGUUCCCUGGUGGCACUGGCUUGUUGAUGCCUUACUCGUCGUCGCCGGAGUCGCUCUCAUGUUUGUGCCAGGCGUCAAUGCUAUCGCCGUUGGCGUUGUUACAGGUGCCCUUAUAGGGGCAGGAGUAUCUGGAUUCAGUUACGACGUUUCAGCAUCUAUCUCGGGCGAAUCAAACGACAAGGAUUGGGGAAUACAACUUGGCAUUGGCGCAGUGAUAGGUGCUAUAGGUGGUGCUGCGUCGGCUGGAAUUGACGUCAUGCUGCCUGCCGCGUCGUUCGCUAAUCUAGCUGGGGCGACGGGAGCAAAUGGUUUGAAGGUUGUUGGCGGGUUUGUACUUCGGACAACCGCUCGAAUGGCUCUACAAACUGGGCUCAGCAGCGGGCUAAGCGCUUUGAACCAGGUUGUGCAGAACGCAAUAAGUGGUCGUCCACUUGGUGAGGGUGUGGCCGACGCUGCCGCUACUGGCGCAUGGCAAGGUGCGGCUCUUGCAGCCGUCGACUUUGGCUUUGGAGCCGCAAGCAGAGAAAAGACAGCGGUGAACAAGUUCUGGCAAAAGAAGGGCAGCUACGACCUAGUCCCUGCUAAGUUCAAUGGAACGAAGCUAGCACUCGACCUUGGUAACAGGGUCACUAAUCCCGGUGGUCAGGUCGCGCUCAAUUACGCUGCUUCCACAAUCCAGAAUGAUCAGGACCAGGACCAAGCGGGACCGCAAAACAAUCAGAGUGCUCAGAGCAAUGCACCUGGUCAAGUCAGCACCACGAUGCUUGGCUCCCAGAUUUCGUCCUUCCCAAGGUAUAUUCCUAUCCAAAAUGUCAGCCUGCUGUAG